AUGGAUAUCGAAACAAAGCUUCCAGAUAGUGAAACCACAGCAACCACAUCAGCGUGUUCCGAUCAGCCACAGCCACCGCCGGCGAUGAUGGCUGCGAAUAUAGAUAAAUUAGAAGAAAUAAUCGGUUACAGAUUCAAUAAUCGGGAUUUAAUCGAUCAAGCCUUGACUCACCCCUCCUUCGUUCGGGGCAACAGCAGCCGUUCUUACGAUCGAUUAGAAUACUUAGGCGACUCCAUUCUCUCCGUUCUAUUCACGAAACUCCAUUACUUUCAGUACCCAAACUUCUCUUCCGGCCAGUUGACUCCCUUGCGCGCCUCCAACAUCAACAAGGAGAAGCUUGCGCGUGUCGCCAUCAAACAUGGUUUGCAUACCUAUUUGCGCCACAAUAUUCCUCGUUUGGAAGAUCAGAUAAGAAAGUUUUGUCGUGAUAUCUUGGAAUAUCCUCUUCACUCGAAUGGUCUCAUUAAAGUGCCAAAAGUCUUAGCAGAUAUUGUUGAAUCUGCUAUCGGAGCUGUCUUUGUAGAUUGCAACUGUUGUUUCGAGACUGUUUGGACGGUUUUUAAAGAUCUUUUGGAACCUCUAAUAAGUUUAGAGACGCUGAAGCGUCAUCCAAUGACUGAGCUAUACGAAAUUUGCCAGAAAAAAAACUUAACAGUUCGUUGGGUCGAUUCAUGGAGCCAAACACAUUGCAUGGAUGUUUAUGUUGGAGAUAAACGCGUCGGAACUGGAAGUUACCAUAUCAAAAACAUUGCUCAAAAUAGAGCUGCAAAAUGUGCUCUCGACAGUUUAGCUGAGAUGGGUAUCACAACGAGGCUCCCAGAAAUAAAACCAGAAACAACCCCAGUUGGUGUAGAUAAUAGCGAUGAUCAGCAUGUGACUAGAAUUGCGGUAGAAGAAUUGGAAGACAUUAUUGGCUAUAAAUUCAACAACCGGAGCUUAAUUGAACAAGCGUUGACCCACCCCUCCUACGCUGCUGACAUUCACAGCCAUUUCGAUCGACUAGAAUACAUGGGAGAUUCUGUUUUGACCGCCCUUUUCACUAAACUACACUACUAUUUAUACCCAGAAUUAUCCUCCGGCGAACUGACUCCAUUACGUGCUUCUAAUAUCGAUACGGAGAAGUUUGCCCGCGUCGCCGUCCACCGUCGCUUGCAUACAUAUUUGCGCCACAAUAAGCCUUCCUUGGAAGAAAAUAUAAAAAAAUUCAAUUCAGAGAUAUUGGAAUACCCUCUACACUCCACUGGCCUGGUUGAAGCUCCAAAAGUAUUAGCAGACAUAGUUGAGUCUACUAUUGGAGCUGUCUUCGUAGAUAGCAACUGUAAUUUCGAGACUGUUUGGAUGGUUGUGAAGAGUUUAUUACAGCCAUUCAUCAGAGUAGAGACACUUAAACGACAUCCGGUAACUGAGCUGAAUGAGCUGUGUCAGAAGAAGAAUUUGAAAUUAGUCAUUGUUGAUUUAUGGGUGGAGACAUAUACAGUGAAUGUGUACGUAGAAGGCCAACUCAUGGGAACAGCUUGUUAUCGUUCUAAAAAAGAGAUUGCACAAAAUAGAGCAGCAAAAUCUGCUCUAGAAAAUAUUGGCAGACUUAUUGAUUUAAAAUCAGUGCAAACUAGUUAAUUAUUUACUCUAUCACAUUGUUGUGGAAAAUUUAUGUCUGGUUGUGCAUUCUGAAAAUC
Molecule: messenger RNA, 1676 nt
Organism: Humulus lupulus (European hop)
Lineage: Eukaryota; Viridiplantae; Streptophyta; Magnoliopsida; Rosales; Cannabaceae
Exons: 6
Coding region: 1-1617 (538 amino acids)
Biological process (GO): siRNA processing
Cellular component (GO): nucleus; cytoplasm
Molecular function (GO): RNA binding; ribonuclease III activity
Source: RefSeq, a predicted model, not a curated record